Molecule: messenger RNA, 1884 nt
Organism: Gamsiella multidivaricata
Lineage: Eukaryota; Fungi; Mortierellomycota; Mortierellomycetes; Mortierellales; Mortierellaceae
Exons: 2
Cellular component (GO): ribonucleoprotein complex
Molecular function (GO): RNA binding
Source: RefSeq, a predicted model, not a curated record
GCUGCUGCCCAGGCACAGGCUGCCCAGGCUGCUCACUUUGCUCCCGUCCCAGCUGCGGCCCCCACUGCUUCGGCCUCGCUCUAUGUCGGUGAGCUUGAUCCCUCGGUCAACGAGGCUAUGUUGUUCGAGAUGUUCAACUCCGUUGGCCCCGUUGCCUCGAUCCGUGUCUGUCGCGAUGCCGUCACCAGACGCUCCCUGGGUUAUGCUUAUGUCAACUUCCACAACGUUACCGAUGGUGAGCGUGCCUUGGAGACCUUGAACUAUACCUUGAUCAAGAACCGCCCCUGCCGCAUCAUGUGGUCUCAGCGUGACCCUGCCCUCCGCAAGACCGGCACCGGAAACAUCUUCAUCAAGAACUUGGAUGCCUCGAUCGACAACAAGGCUCUGCAUGACACCUUUUCCGCCUUCGGCAACAUCUUGUCCUGCAAGGUCGCCACUGAGGAUGGUCAGUCCAAGGGCUACGGUUUCGUUCAUUACGAGACCCACGAGGCUGCUGAGAACGCUAUCAAGCACGUCAACGGCAUGUUGUUGAAUGACAAGAAGGUCUACGUCGGACACCACAUCGCCAAGAAGGAGCGCCAGUCAAAGGUCGAGGAGAUGAAGGCCAACUUCACCAACGUCUACAUCAAGAACUUGGACCCUGAGGUUUCUCAGGAGGAGGUCGAGGCCCUCUUCACCAAGUUUGGUCCCGUCACCUCUUGUGUCAUUUCCACUGAUGAGAACGGCCGUUCCAAGGGCUUCGGUUUCAUCAACUUUGAGAACCACGAGGAUGCCAAGCGCGCCGUCGACGAGCUCCACGAUACCGAGUACAAGGAGAAGAAGCUGUUUGUCACCCGUGCACAGAAGAAGGGCGAGCGCGAGGAGGAGCUUAAGAAGCAGUAUGAGCAGCAGAAGCUCGAGAAACUCAGCAAGUACCAGGGCGUCAACUUGUACGUCAAGAACUUGGACGACGAUAUCGAUGAUGAGAAGCUGCGCCAGGAGUUCUCCGUCUAUGGUGUCAUUACCUCUGCUAAGGUCAUGCGCGAUGAGAAGCCCUCUGCCGAGGGUGAAGAGGCCAGGGGCCCCUCCAAGGGAUUCGGCUUCGUUUGCUUCUCCUCUCCCGACGAGGCCACCAAGGCUGUCACUGAGAUGAACGGACGCAUGAUCGGCACGAAGCCCAUCUACGUCGCUCUUGCUCAGCGCAAGGAGGUCCGCAAGUCCCAGCUCGAGGCCCAGAUGGCGCAGCGUAACCAGCUCCGCAUGCAGCAGCUUCCCGGCCAGAUGCCCGGCGGCAUGUACCCUCCCCAGCUCUUCUACCCUGGCCCCGGUGGCUUCCCUCCCCAGGGUGGUCGUGGAAUGGUCUACCCCGGACAGGGCAUGGUUCCUCGUCCUCGCUGGGUCAACCCCGGCCAGCCUCAGAUGCACCCCGGUGCUCCUAUGCCUGGCUACCCCAUGGGCCAGGGCUUCCCUCCCAUGGGCCAGGGCCGUCCUCGCGGUCAGGGUCCUCGUGCUCAGUCUCAGCGCGGAGGUGCUGCUGGUCAGCAGGGUCGCCCUAUUCCUGCCCAGGGUCUUGCUGGUGCUUCUCGUGGCGCCCCUGGCGCUGGUCGCGGCGGCUAUACUCGUAAUGCCGGUCAAACCCGUGCCAACGGCCCCGCUGCUGCUGCCCCUGCUGCCGAUGCUAACACGUUGACCGCUGCUGCUUUGGCUGCUGCUGAUCCCGACCAGCAGAAGCAGAUGGUCGGUGAGCACCUGUAUCCCAAGAUUGCUGCUCGUCAGCCCGAUUAUGCCGGCAAGAUCACUGGAAUGCUGUUGGAGAUGGACAACGGCGAGCUGUUGCACCUCUUGGAGGACAAUGAGGCAUUGGAGGCGAAGAUUGAGGAGGCUGUUUCUGUGCUUAAGGCUCAC